GCCUGGCAACCCUGUUCCUGUCAAAACCUACAGUGCAUGCAAAGUCCUGCUGGAAGACUCACAUUGAAGUUAGGGUCUUUGCACUUGUUAGUAACAUAGCUAAGCUAACCAUGGCAGGCAAGAGGGCACUAGUAAUCCUUUCUAAAGGUGCAGAGGAGAUGGAGACUGUUAUUCCCGUGGACGUCAUGCGCAGAGCUGGGAUUUCAGUGACGGUUGCAGGACUGAUGGGCAAAGAGCCAGUCCAGUGCAGCAGAAACGUCGUCAUUUGUCCUGAUGCCAGCCUGGAGGACGCCAGCAAGCAGGGCCCGUAUGAUGUGGUUCUUCUUCCUGGAGGAAUGCCAGGAGCCCAGAAUCUGGCUGAGUCUCCCGCUGUGAAGGAGGUGCUGAAGGAUCAAGAUGGCAGAAAGGGUCUGAUUGCAGCCAUCUGUGCAGGUCCCACUGCUCUUCUUGCACAUGGCAUUGGGUAUGGCAGCACAGUCACUACACAUCCCGGCAUGAAGGAGAAGAUGAUGGCUGGAGACCACUAUAAAUAUUCAGAGGCUCGAGUACAGAAGGAUGGACAUUACAUCACCAGCCGUGGGCCAGGAACCAGUUUCGAGUUCGCCCUGACGAUUGUAGAGGAACUUAUGGGGGCUGAGGUUGCAGCUCAAGUCAAGGCUCCUCUUAUGUUAAAAGACUGACUGAAGCUGUGGUAACUUGCAUCCUGCUAGCAGUCCUGCCUGCUGUAUACGUAUGUGUGGCACUACUGAGACAGCUAAUCUAAUGUAGCUGACACAAAAAGUCAAAGUCACUAGUGACAAAUCAUUCUCCUGAGGGGAUGUAAGGAUGUUUCUGUUCAGAUAGGUUACUGUCUUCCCUUUGUCAUUCUAAGUUGGCAGUAAAAGGCACCCUUUUGACGUUCACAGGCUUUUAAAAUAGGGGGAAAUCAUUUUUUUUGUGUUGCACUUUCUCCUCAAACUGCAUGCUAAUUAUUUUGACAGCUUUAUUGUUUCACAUUAAACACAAUUGUGAAUAAA
Messenger RNA from Labrus mixtus (cuckoo wrasse), 1016 nucleotides. RefSeq names its product parkinson protein 7 (gene park7). Gene Ontology annotation, biological process: guanine deglycation, glyoxal removal; protein deglycation, glyoxal removal. Lineage: Eukaryota; Metazoa; Chordata; Actinopteri; Labriformes; Labridae. The record is from RefSeq and is a predicted model, not a curated record. The transcript has 6 exons. Gene Ontology annotation, cellular component: cytosol; nucleus. Gene Ontology annotation, molecular function: protein deglycase activity. Bases 111 to 680 code for a protein of 189 amino acids.